CCUUGUUCCCGGGUCCGAGCCUCUGCGUCGGUCUCCCUUCGUUCUGAUGUUGGCGGGUAGCGGCGGCGGCGGCGGCGGCGAGGAGCGGCGGCUCGCCCCGCAUCAUCGGUAAUCCCGAGGGGAGUCAUCCGCAUCCGAAGGUAUUGUGUCGUAUCUUGGCGCCGUAAAAAUGGCGGAAAGAAACAAGGUAACGACCCCGGCUUCCCGGCCCGUCCCCAUGAAGCUCUUCGCUACGUGGGAAGUCGAUCGCACGCCGCCCAACUGCAUACCGAGACUUUGUUCAUUGACGCUGAGUCGGUUGGUUCUUCUGAGACCGUUGGGUGCCGAUCUGGCGUCGAUCAGUCUAGCUGUUAAAAUGCAGAGUUCAAAAAGAACGCUGAGAUCGAACGAGAUAGCUGUACCAGCCGCCGGUAUGCUGGACACCGAACUGGAACUUCAGUUCGCCCUUCAGUACCCCCACUUUCUUAAAAGGGACGGAAACAAGCUUUUGAUACUUUUGCAAAGACGUAAGAGGUACAAGAACAGAACAAUGCUUGGUUAUAAAACCCUUGCUGAAGGAGUCAUCAACAUGGCACAGGUUCUGCAGAAGCAGAUGGACCUCGAGCUCGAGCUCAUUUCUGACAAGUCGGAAAAGUAUGGCGGUCAUUCCGUCGUUCUAGCCAAGGUUAGCGUCGUCGCGUUGAGUUCGCAGCCCGUGGAUCACGACAAGAGGCUUUUGAACGAUCCCAGCGAAAGACUGGGUACUGAAUUCAGCGACGACGAGGAAGAGUUCAGUUCCGAAGGAGAGGCUGAAGGCAGCGACAGCGAACCCACACUGGAAGUACACAGAAGAAAGAGUAGAGCAAAAAUACCCGCCAACGCCAGGCAAAGAAACUUGAAGCAGAAAUUCAUUGCGCUACUGAAAAGGUUUAGAGUUUCCGAGGAACUGGAACACGACCAAGAAGAGAUCGGGCAAAAACUUUCAGGCGGCGACAUGGAAAUCGAGGAGUUGUUUGACGAGCUGGAAGAUUUGUCUGACAGCGGACCAGAACUAGACACAAUGUCCGUCAGCAGCACGCCAAAGCCGUCAUUGAGACCGUUCUUCAGCUCUAGUCGAUCUCUUUUGGCGCCGACGCACACAGUAGUAACCGGCGAGGAAAUCGGUACCAACUCCGCUAACGCCGUAGCUCAACCUCAUUCCUGUCUGGCUACCAAAGAGAAGAAUCGUAUCGGACACACUACCCCAGAACGCGGGGUGGACCGACUCAGCGACGACAGUUCGAGGAGGGCAGACAGCGAUUCGCAUCCAGAAAACUGGACGGAUCACGAAGCUAACGAUGCGCCACAGGCGGUUGCCGGAUCACCGCCAAAAUCCAGCUCGGAUCAUCCCAACAAAAGUGACGGCGCCGACAGAAGAAGCAGACUUUUUGCCAGGGAUCGGGGAACGCCGGGAAGCAACAAGUCCAAGAAACACAGUCUCAGCGUCGACCUCAAACCAGCUACCGAUAUGAACAACGCCGAGCCGAGAAAGGCCCUCGUCGAACAAUUGGGUCGAGUUCUGCCCGACGAUAGUCUUCCAGAGUCCGUGUCUCUCGUUUCUCUCGCCGAUCCAGGUGGCGCGGUUCUGGCCGCUCGACUCCAGGAGCGAAAUCAGCGCGUUCUGACCACCGCGUCACCAGCCGACAUCAGGGCGACGUUCACCUGUCUCGUUGCUCGCAUUCAAAAAUUCUGCAACAGCUCUGCUAAACCGCCGGCUCCCAUUAAGGUGGUUAUAGCGGGCGGAGACAGUUUCGUCAACGCUGUGCUUCGCCAUUACGUCGAUCUCCUCAGCUUCAGGCCACCCGACUGGCAAAAUUACCUGAGAUUCCUCGUCGUUCCCCUCGGCUCCAACACUCUAGCGAGGUAUCUCUGCUCCGUCGAUUCAAGGUACUCGAUGCUCUUUGGCGAGGAGUGGAAAGAAAUCAUGGAACGCGAGGGCGGAGGCGCCACCGAAGGCGCUGCAAGGGUCACGGAAUAUUUGGCCACCUGUGGACCGCUCCUAUCUCUUCCCAUUGCCGAGGCGAUGGUGACUUACAGGGAGACCGACGACAGUAGCCAGAUAUUCAUACCCUUUGUGAACGACGUUCGAGUCGGCUGUCCAGACAGCAGCGCGUCGGCCUCCGUCGACCUGGAAGAGGCGAUGGCUGUGUCCGGUUCUCCGCCUUCCCUGCCUCCCCCGAGUCUGCCAGUUCCACCUCCCAGCCGACUGACUCCUCCGAGUAGCCCAAACGUUGGCCAGCCGAGGGACGGCUGGGAGCCGGUCGAGCUGCAACUGGACUAUUGGGGAAAACAAACUAUAGGAGAUAAGGGGAAAAUCACGCUGAGGCAGGCGUUCAGAGCGCUUCACGUCCAGAGGCUACCACCGCUCGGCGAAAACCCUGGACAUCAUAUGUCGAUGAAUUACACGACAAAGGAGAAGAAGCAGAAAAUAAUGAGACUGGGAAAGAAGAAGGAGAAGGAAAAGGAAAAUGAGCCAAAAAGUCAGACUGUCGACGGUGUGGCGAGACUGAUAUGCUCGGCAAAAACCCACAACAUUCCAUUGAAAGUCAGUAUAGACGGCACCGAAUGGUACGGCGUAAAAUUCUUUCAGCUGUCGGCGCAGUGGCAGACGCAUAUCAAGACGUUCCCCGUAUCGUUAUUGGCCUACAACGUACAGCAACAGUCCCUAAAUAUCACCUAAACCUUGCAAUUGACACGAGUAAAGUUCGACUUUGACAUGUGCAGCUUACAGUGAUUUCAGCCCUGAUCGGCCACGUACUACUGAUUUCCUUUUUUCUGCAUUACCGGUAUUUAGUGUAUAUAUAAUGCAUUACGUUUAUUGUGUUUUUUUUUUUUUUUUUUUCUGUUGUCUUUAGUUUCUUCAGUUUUAUUUCAUCUCAUACAUGUUUUAUAUAUUUUAUCCUCUUAUGAGAAUUAAGAUCCUACAAACGGAGUAGGAUUACGAUUUAAUAGGUAAUCGGGUGUAAGUAGUAGUAGUAGUAGUAUCGAAUUCUUAUUCCAAAUCGAUUAUUAUUCUUCCGUACUUAUGCCUGCGAUACGCCAAAUCAUAUCCGUCGAGUU
Diprion similis is the source of this 3078-nucleotide messenger RNA. It is a transcript of the gene KrT95D, whose product is annotated as phosphofurin acidic cluster sorting protein 2. The record is from RefSeq and is a predicted model, not a curated record. NCBI's taxonomy places the organism in Eukaryota, Metazoa, Arthropoda, Insecta, Hymenoptera, Diprionidae. Gene Ontology annotation, biological process: protein localization to plasma membrane. Bases 170 to 2698 code for a protein of 842 amino acids. The transcript is spliced from 12 exons.